AAAAUAGUAAUAAUAAUAAAUAUAGUGAUUUUUACUCUAAAUUCAAUGCCUUCAAAAUUUGUUAACGGAAACGGUUGUCGUAUUCAUGAUAAUCAAAGAAAGGAUUAUUUGCAACAAUUUCCGGUGACAACGACUAAAAGGAGAGGUCCGAUAGCGGCCGAGUUUUCGAGUCCCGGUCCCGCUAUUGUAUUGUUGCCCUCAACUUUUGGUUCAAAUAGUAGAGAUGCCCGGAAAAAGACAUCUCCAGCCUAUACUUUUGGUGCAAAACAAAAAGAAAAAAGAGAUAUUAUGACACCAGGUCCGGGAGAAUACACUGUUCAAGGAGUUACCCGAAUCGGUAAAGAUUGGACACCAGCGGCUUUUGUGGGCGCAAAAAUCAAAGAUCCCGAACCAUUCAAUACUCCAUCGCCGACACAGUAUUCACCAGAAAAAAGUAUUUAUAAUGCAAAGGGAAAACAGGCGCCCAGUUAUUCAUUUGGUUUUAAACCAAAAGAUAUACAAUCAGAUAUAACGCCGUCGCCCACGGCUUAUAACAUUCCCGAAGCCGAGGCCUACAAAAUUCAAAAGCAACCGAUGUAUUCGUUUAGACCGAGAAUAGAAAUGCCCGGCGAUAAGACACCAAAACCGGGACCCGCAGACUAUAAUACCGAAAAGGUAUGGAUCGAUAAGACAAACUCACCGAACGUGUCGUUUGGAUGUAAGUACUCUCCCCAUGCAAUGAGCUUUUGAUUGGGACAAACAAAUUGGAUGACUACCGGUAUAUCAACAUUUUAAUUGAUUAUAUUAUUAUUAUAAUUUGGACCAAUUUUUCAACGUUUCCUAUAUAUAU
Oppia nitens is the source of this 829-nucleotide messenger RNA. RefSeq names its product outer dense fiber protein 3-like. The transcript is spliced from 7 exons. Lineage: Eukaryota; Metazoa; Arthropoda; Arachnida; Sarcoptiformes; Oppiidae. The record is from RefSeq and is a predicted model, not a curated record. The coding region runs from base 46 to 729 and encodes 227 amino acids. Gene Ontology annotation, cellular component: cytoskeleton.